ACUACAACUUCCCGUGAUAUACAAGGAGACUCAAGCUUACCAUCUUUCUUGAAGUGCACGGUCUAUAUAACGGAGUUUCCCAGAUUCUCAAACGCACAGUAUUUAAGCUGCACAAGUGCGCAUAGCGAGCGAGGACCCCUGCAAAAUGCUAGCCCUCAUCGUGUUGCUGCGAUUGGCAGCAUGUUCUUACGCCGACAAGGAAUUAUUUGUCUACCCUACUAUAUUGGAAGGGCGGACAACAGUGAAAAAUUUAGUAAUGCGGCUCACUGAAGACAUCACACUUAAUCUCAAAAAAAGCUCCGUUCUCGCAGAGACACUCUUGUUUGUUACCAGCAGCAAAGAGAGCACCCAGCUGGAAGCAGUAAACACAACAAGUAUUCAGGAAGAUUUAUACCACGACACUCACCACCAAUCCUCUGUGAUGGUACACCAGAGAGAUGGCACAGUGCAAGUCGAAGGGAUCCUCAACAGCAACCUGAGAAUUAAGCCUCUACCAGAAGGUGAACGUUCCUUGCAAGGUCAAGUGCUGCAUAAAUUAUAUGAAGUGCAAGAGACAAAAGCGAAUUUCAAAGAUUCAGUGAAGCACACAGGCACGUACCAAGGUAAAGAAUAUGAAGCUUACAGGAACCGAAAGGAACGAACCACCUUUGACACGUUUGUCUUAGAGGUCCAUGUAAUUUCCGACCAGGCCCAUAAUAAGCACUUCGGAGAAAACGAAGAUCUAAUCUCUUACUUGGCCAUCAUGGCCAACGCUGCAAACCUAAGGUACCUGGAUAUGAAAAAUCCAGCAAUAAAAAUUAGGCUUGUCGGAAUAACCAGAAGUAAGCAUGAAUCUUUCGCUGUACAUAAUGAAGGAACUCUCGACGCUGACAAGACAUUGGAUUCACUCGUGGAAUACUACUCCAAAGGGAACAUACCUGGGAAUCCUGACGUCGUGUACUUUAUAACAGGCCAGGACCUCUCCGGCGUUGAAGACGGGAAACUGGACACAACAUUCACAGGACUCGCAUAUACUGGUAGACUCUGCACAACGCAGGGUGUUGCCGAAGGCGAGGAUAUCGCUACGUCUUACUCUGGAACCCGCACAAUGGCUCACGAGCUGGCUCACACGAUGGGAGCAUCACAUGACAAGACGCCGCGGUGCCCGUGGGAAGAAGGAUAUCUAAUGAGUUAUGCGGAUGGAGGGACGAGAAAAUACACUCUGUCUCCAUGCAGUCGAGACAGUAUAAGAAGUACGAUGCAGAAAGUUUCUCGUAGAUGCGUAAGCGUACUCUCCAGCAAGAACUACAUGGCUCGCUACAAGUUUUAUCCUGGGCAAAAAAUGAGUGACCUCUAUUACUGCCGGACGAUAAUGAGACAACCUAACAAGGACAUAGGAAUCAUAGCUAAGAAGCCCCUUGAAUUAAGUAUGAAAUGUAAAAUGGAAUGCUGCACCAAAAUUUACAAAAAGGUAAAUUGCACGGUUGUAGAUAUUCUGGAAGGCAUGCGGUGUUCCUCUAGAAAGACAUGUAGAAGAGGUGUGUGUGCGAUCCAUGAGUGGCUGUAGUUCAGGAAAAGUCUUUAAGUUUGUAUCUUUCCUUCCCAAGAAAGCAGCCCAAAUUUGGACCAAACUGACCUUGAGCAUGCCAAUAGCAAUGAAAAUACAAGAAGCUCACUUUUAUUUUAAUGAGCAAUAAAGCAUUUAUUAUCU
Molecule: messenger RNA, 1690 nt
Organism: Dermacentor andersoni
Lineage: Eukaryota; Metazoa; Arthropoda; Arachnida; Ixodida; Ixodidae
Product: venom metalloproteinase antarease TserMP_A-like
Biological process (GO): membrane protein ectodomain proteolysis
Molecular function (GO): metalloendopeptidase activity
Source: RefSeq, a predicted model, not a curated record